Molecule: messenger RNA, 1776 nt
Organism: Volvox carteri f. nagariensis
Lineage: Eukaryota; Viridiplantae; Chlorophyta; Chlorophyceae; Chlamydomonadales; Volvocaceae
Exons: 7
Coding region: 1-1776 (591 amino acids)
Source: RefSeq, a predicted model, not a curated record
AUGUUAUACUGCACAUCAUCCACAUGGAAAAGCCUGUCUUCGGCUCAACAUCGGACUUCGCAACGCUCUGUCGCUUGCGUGAUUGCGCACGCGGCCGCCAAUGGACACGGUUUGCCAACAGCAGCUACCAAGCUGGCCGCGUCUGCUGUGGCGUCUGCCGCUGCAUCGCUGAGACUAGGUCGGCUAGAAACAGGGACCCCAGUACCCUGGGCCCGCCUGGGCCCCUCCCUGGACCUCAUCCAGCAGCGGCUGCAAGUGGGCCGAGCCACCUUCCGCCUGAUUACCCCGGGGGAUGUGGACGCGGUGAUGGACAUGUACCUGGAGCAAAAUCAGCUGGAUGCGGACCCCUACUGGACGCGGGCCUGGCCCUCCGCCAUCGCCCUGGCUGCCACGCUGCUUCAGCGGCCGGAGCUGGUGGCGGGCAAGGUGGUGGCGGACCUGGGAGCGGGCCUGGGGCUGGCGGGCAUGGCGGCAGCCUUGGCGGGUGCGAAGGAGGUGGUGUUGCUGGAUAGAGAGCCCGCCGCGCUGCAAUGUGCCCUGCUCAGCGCCGCCGCCACGGGCUUGAAUCUGGAUCUGGAAUCCGAUGGAGCAGAUCUGCUGGAUCCAGAAUCGCUGGGCCGCUCCAGGACCGUAGCCAACAUAGCGGCAGGCACUGCUACAGCUACAGCUACAGCCAAUGGGGGGAAAGGGUGGACGGGGAAGAAGGGCAGGAGGAAAGUGGAGCCGUUGCCUUCUGACCAACUGUCGCCAUACGCGGUGCUACAGCUUACACCGCCGUACAAGCACUUGAUGCAAGAGCAGGAUGACGGGGGGGAUGACGGAUAUAAUCCACAACAACGAAUCGAUCAACAGGCGCUGAGAAGGCGGAGGAGCGAGGCAGAGGAGGAGUGGCGAGUGCUCAUGACUCUGGCGGGGUCAUUGGGCUGCGCCGCCGCCGCCGCCGCCGCCCCCGCCGUCGAGCCGUCGCCGUCAGCACCACCGCAUGCUUUAAGAGGGGAGGAAGGCUGUAGCCGCGAGUCCGAUAGCAGCAGUGGUGCUGCUUCUACUGCGGUGCCCGCUACAUCAGCUCGAGAAAGCGAGUUUGCAUCCACGUCAGUUUCACCGCACGGGCCGUCCUCGUCAACCUCGCGGACGCCCUCCUCUCCAUCGCCGUCGCUAGCGGUGUCGGAUGUGGGCGCGGAUGAACCGCCCGCAAGUAGCAGCAGUAGCAGCAGUAGCAGGGAUGAUUGGACCGGCAGUAGCUGUGGUGAAGAUGGUGGUAGAGGUAGCGGCAGUAGCUGUGUGUUACGCGCUCACGUGUUUGACUGGACAGCACCGCCAGAGAUGGACCGUCUACUGCCGCCGGCGUCGACAUCGACGCCGUCGCAACAACAACAACGGCAGCAGCAGCAUUCGCCGCAACGUGAGCAGGGACGAAUAACCGCUGUACGGCAGCGACGAUUCGAUGUCGUACUGGCUUGCGACGUGCUGUACGAGGACGCCGCUGUAGGUCCCAUUGCGGGCCUUAUGCCGAUACUGCUGCGGCCCGACGGUGGCCGGCUACUGCUAGCGGAUCCCCCCAACCGAACGGUACGCAACCGAGAACGCUUCCUUCAGGAGGUCCGUUCGGGUCCGCUGCGGCUGUCUGUGGAAGAGUGCAGUCUGCAGCGCUGCGAGGUUUCGAAGCUGGACAACGAGAUGGCCGGGGGCCUAUCGCCAACGGUGGAAACCGUACCGGUCCAGUUUCUGGUGUUUCGGAGCGGACUCGGGAAUGACACCGUAGGGCUCAAGCUGUGA